This is a messenger RNA of Candidula unifasciata, 173 nucleotides long. NCBI's taxonomy places the organism in Eukaryota, Metazoa, Mollusca, Gastropoda, Stylommatophora, Geomitridae. The record is from the annotation of a GenBank genome assembly.
AUGUCGUCCAGUAACGCACCAGUGACAAACGAGUCCAUUAUUGUUACGUGGGACUCGUCCGCUGAAUGUCACGUGGUAUCCUACUACAUCCACGCCAGCCUGGGAGUAUUCAUCAGUCUCAUAGCCACCAUUGCUGUUGUUGGCAACUCUUUAGUUCUGUAUGUAUACACAAG